AUGGUUAAAGAAAUCUCCAUAGACACAUUGGUUGUCUCUUCAAACAACGAUGACCAGCACAACUCUUCAGUUCCCCCAUUGUAUCAAACAACAACUUUUAAACAAAAAUCAGUGACCGAUAUGGGUCAAUAUGACUAUACAAGAUCUGGUAACCCAACAAGAACCCAGUUGGAAGGUCAAUUGGCCAAGAUCAUGAAGGCUCAAAGAGCUUUUGCAGUUACAAGUGGUAUGGGUUGUUUAGAUGUCAUUACAAGAUUAUUGAAACCUGGGGAUGAAGUUAUUGCUGGUGAUGAUCUUUAUGGUGGUACUCAUAGAUUAUUGACUCUUUUGAAUGAAAAAGGAGCUGUUAAUUUAAAACAUAUCGAUACAACUGAUACUGAAGUGGUUAAAUCUACUUUAAGUGAAAACACAAAGAUGAUUUUCUUGGAGAGUCCAACUAAUCCAUUAAUUAAAAUUGUUGAUUUACCAGAGAUUUCUAAAUAUAUUAGAAAAAAUUAUCCAAACUGUUUGAUAGUUUUUGAUAAUACCAUGAUGUCUCCAUUAUUAUUAAGUCCUUUACAAUAUGUUGAUAUUCAAUAUGAAUCUGCUACAAAAUAUUUGAAUGGUCAUCAUGAUAUUAUGGCUGGUGCAAUUGCAGUUAAUGAUGAUAAAUUAGGUAAUGAUAUUUACUUUAUAAUAAAUUCAACAGGUUGUGGAUUAGCACCUUUUGACUCUUGGUUAUUAUUGAGAGGUUUAAAAACUUUAUCAAUCAGAUUUGAAAGACAGCAACAAAAUGCUGAAAAAUUGGCUGAAUGGUUAGAAUCUAUUGGGUUUAAAGUCAGAUAUCCUGGAUUAAAAUCUCAUCCUCAACAUGAAUUACAUAAAUCUUUCAACAAAGGUUUUGGUGCUGUUUUAUCUUUUGAAACUGGUUCUAUUUUGAAAAGUGAAAAAAUAGUGGAAGGUACUAAAAUUUUUGGUGUUACUGUUUCAUUUGGUUGUGUCAAUUCAUUGAUUUCAAUGCCAUGUAGAAUGUCUCAUGCUGCAAUUGAUCCAGAAAUUAGAAAAGAAAGAAAUUUACCAGAAGAUAUCAUUAGAUUAUGUCUCGGUAUUGAAAAUAUCGAUGAUUUAAUUGAGGAUUUAAAAGAUGCUUUAAUUUUGAGUGGUAUUGCCAAAUUAGUUGAUGGUAAAUUAGUUAAACAACAAGUUGCAAAGUUAUAG
Molecule: messenger RNA, 1197 nt
Organism: Hansenula anomala
Lineage: Eukaryota; Fungi; Ascomycota; Saccharomycetes; Phaffomycetales; Wickerhamomycetaceae
Gene: STR3
Product: cystathionine beta-lyase STR3
Exons: 1
Coding region: 1-1197 (398 amino acids)
Biological process (GO): transsulfuration; 'de novo' L-methionine biosynthetic process
Cellular component (GO): cytoplasm
Molecular function (GO): pyridoxal phosphate binding
Source: RefSeq, a predicted model, not a curated record